This is a messenger RNA of Daldinia vernicosa, 1437 nucleotides long. Its product is annotated as 6-phosphogluconate dehydrogenase C-terminal domain-like protein. The coding region runs from base 1 to 1437 and encodes 478 amino acids. Lineage: Eukaryota; Fungi; Ascomycota; Sordariomycetes; Xylariales; Hypoxylaceae. Gene Ontology annotation, cellular component: cytoplasm; mitochondrion. The transcript has a single exon. Gene Ontology annotation, molecular function: 2-dehydropantoate 2-reductase activity; NADP binding. The record is from RefSeq and is a predicted model, not a curated record.
AUGGUGUCGUCUUCUACAAGCCCGCGACAGGUUCCGACAGGAUGGCUACGACGCGUUGCGGAAGAUCAAUCGGAACCACCGAGACUUUAUGCUUGGCGGCUCACGAACUUGGCUGACGGCGCAAAUUACGCCCGUAAAUCGCUUGAAGUGGGAGUGGGAGUGGGAGUGGGAGUGGGAGAAAUACCAACCCCAGACGAUGAGCGCCGCCGCAUAUACAUCCUAGGCGUCGGAAACAUCGGUCGUCUGUACGCGAGCUUUCUUGCUAAGAAUGAUCCCCGGCCGCCGAUUACCUUGGUCGUCCAUCGGCGGGAACUCCUAGACCAGUGGAAAGCCCAUCCGGGUAUCGAGCUGGUGCGCGACGGUAAGACGGAGCGAAACCCCGCGUUCCGCAUCGAAUGGUGGACCGACGCUCAGCCGACGCACGGCCCUGUUAGGGAACCGGGCUCGGGCUACGGCAUCAGCAAUCUAAUCGUAGCUACUAAAGCUCCGGAUGCUAUCCCGCAGGUCGACCGCGUGAGACGGUAUCUCGAUGGCCGGUCGACCGUCGCGUUCGCGCAGAACGGCAUGUGUAAGCUCUGGCCGCCGCUGGGAGAAGUAUACGUCGCGACGCGGUUUGGCCAAGGUAAAGAAGGUCCGCGCUGGCUUGCGUGCGUGACGACCCAUGGCGUCACGUCGCUCGGGCCAUUCCGUAGCGUCCAUGCGUCGCCUGCGGACGUGCGCGUAGGGUCCGUGAUGGUGCGCGGUGGGGAUGGCCAGGUUGGCAAUGGUAGUAAUAAUGGAGACGGAGAUAAAGACAAAGAUAAAGAUAAAGAUAAAGAUGACUACCUGGCAGCGCAGAUCGUCGGUGCGCCGGGGUUAGCUGCGCGGAGAGUCGCGACGCGGGAGUUGUGGGUGGCGCAGCUGGAGAAGCUGGUGGUUAAUGCGGUGGUUAAUCCGCUGACGGCGGUGCUGAGGUGUAAGAAUGGGGAGAUUUUUGAGGAGCGCGGGGAUGGGUUGGGGGAUGUUGUUGAGAUGUUGGUGGAUGAAGCGAGUCGCACGCUGAGAGCGCUAGUAGGACAUCGGAGUAGCGAGGGUAUAUUACUUGCGCAAGAUAUCGAUGGGAAAGAAGAUGAUGUAGUGACGGGGGCAGCCGCGGAAGAGAGUCUCGAAAGAACACGAGAGGAACUUCUAGAGAGAUUCUCUUCCGCGCGGUUGCGGACAAUGCUCUACAGUGUUGGCGAGAAGGUGGCGGCGAACACGAGCUCGAUGUUACAGGACGUACAGGCUGGCAAGAAGACCGAGAUCGAGGACUUUAACGGCUGGCUCGUGGAGACGGCGUGGUAUCUUGGAGACGAGGACGGACUACCUGUCAACGAGAAGUUGAUUUCGUUGGUUGAAGACGCGGCGGUGCGAACCAGAGGUGAGUUGGUUAAAGAGCUUCAAGGUAGUCGGAGCUAG